This is a messenger RNA of Limulus polyphemus (Atlantic horseshoe crab), 3915 nucleotides long. RefSeq names its product piezo-type mechanosensitive ion channel component 2-like. The record is from RefSeq and is a predicted model, not a curated record. Bases 832 to 3915 code for a protein of 1027 amino acids. The transcript is spliced from 22 exons. Lineage: Eukaryota; Metazoa; Arthropoda; Merostomata; Xiphosura; Limulidae.
ACUGCUUGCUUUGAUUGGACUUCACGGACUUGAUGACAUCCAGCCAUUGGACGCCUUGCGUCUCAUGGGACUGGAUUUCAUUAUUCUUUUGACUACGGUGGGGGUUUUAGUUACAUCUGAAAAACUUUCUGAUAUUAUUUUACCUCAGGAAAAAGAACACAGUAAGAAACAUAAAUUGUUUCUCAAGGAAAAAAAAAAGUUUCCAUCUGAGCUUCUCGCUGUUUGUGGAGAGCUUAUGUUCUUGGUAUUCCUAGCAGGUGCUGGGAUCCUUCACCCAUCAUUGAUUUCAUCAACUUACUUUCUGUUGUUCCUAUCAAUUGCUACCUGGUUGGCAUGUAGCCAGAAGCUAGGCCAAACUUUCAUUUUAGUUAGAACAGUUUUGGCUGUCUACUGUGCCAGUAAUAUUAUUGUUUUGUACCUGUAUCAACUGACUAUGCUCAGAAGCUCAUUCAUCCCAAAAACCAGGGAGCAAGAUUGCUGGGCUUGGUGGGACUUGUGGAUUCCACUUGUGGUAGCACUGAAGACAGUCGAACCAUAAUCUUCCGACCAGAGCACUGGACUGUAUACAUACAGCCACUUGUAUUGCUUGGCCUGUAUUGGCUGCUCUGUUUCUUGAUUCGCUAUAAACUCUAUGCAGAUGUAACAGAAGAGCUCCAAAGCAAUGCUGAGCAUGCUGUAGCCAGAGAUGACUCAAAAAGAAGCUCUCCGCGCUCUUCUGCUGUCUUGUUAAGAUGUAGACAUCGCAACGUGCAAGAAGGCAGUCAAGUCCUUCUAGAAGACGAUAAUGGAAUAGAUCCUGAAGAUCCAUCACAGCCAAAAGACAGCCUGGCCAUGGACCUAAAUGGAAGUAUUAUUCUUUCCACUGAUGGAGAUUUUUUUGAUGGUGACUCAGAUGAUGAAGUGGUGUCAAUUGAUAUUAGAAAAUCCUUGUAUUUUUCAUUGUUCACCUGUCUGUUUACACUAAUGAAACAAGGAAGCUAUAUUGCUACCCUUAUUAUAAUGAUGACUUGGAGUAUCACCUACCACAGCUGGCUAACAUUUAUUCUCCUCUUGUGGUCCUGUGUCGUGUGGAUGUUGCCAAACUCUCGACAAGCAUGUCUACGUUCUUCACCAUUCUUUGUGGCUUAUGCUGAAGCAUUGUUGGUCCUACAAUACAUUUAUGGACUCAAUCUAAGGGACUCCGAGUUGCCUGACAAGAUUGAAUCAGUUAAUCUAGAACAAAUUGGACUAGUGAAAUAUUAUGAUCUCUCCUAUCAACCUUUGGCUGUGAAGAUUCUGUACACCAUUGUGUUCUGGGUGACUCUUCGUCAGUUCAUAGAGGAGAAACGACUGGAAGCGAACAGGGACAUUUCAGAGAGAGUGGAAACAUAUAAUGUAUCUUAUCAGCCAAAUUGUCAACACCCUGCCUUACAUCAUCGUUUAAGCGUGGCUACUUCAAAGGGAGGUCUGUAUGUACGUCGUCUAGGAGUUAUCGUGAAGAACCUCCUAGUAAAGUACUGGAUUUGUAUUGUAACCUGCAUGUUAAUGGUGAUAUCACUUGGAGGAGAAAAGGUUGUCCUGUACAGGAUUGCUUACAUGUUUUUGUGUCUUUUCUUCAUACUUGUCUUUCAGUUCUCCUACAAUCUCUGGAGAAGGAUGAUGUAUUGUUUCUGGCUAACUGUCAUUGUCUACUCCAUGCUAGUCCUCAUCUUCAUCUACACGUAUCAGUUUGAAAACUUUGAAAACUACUGGACGAACUAUCUAGGAAUUCCCCUGCAGUAUCAGAAAGAUAUUGGUCUGGAGAAGUACGUGGACAACCCAGCCAUCUUGUUCCUGAAGCUACUCAUUCCUACUUUCUUCUUGAUUAUCACUAUCAUACAGUUGCAUUACUUUCACAAGGAAUUCCUACUGAUCAGUGGCUUCGACUGUAGAAACAAGAUUUCUGAUUCUUCCAUAAAGCAGACAAAAUUAGUAAUGUCACCUAAAGUUGAUGCUACCAAGGUUGUAAUAGGAGAGACUAAUGAAACAGAAACAGAAGAAUAUGCCACUGUUUCUGCAGCAACAUCUUUGCCCGAUACCUCAUUUGCUUCAACAAAGAGGGGUAAUGAAUGGAGGGGAGGCGAUGAAGAUAUUAAAACCCUGAAGAGGUGGUUUCACCUGAUUCUGGAGAGAGCAGUGACUAUUAGUCAGGGUGUUAGUGACCUGAUCUGGCAGUUUCUGGAGAUCCAUGUUAUUAAGAUUGUUCUGUUUUCAGUUCUCUGGUUGGCUCUUCAUGAUGUCUGUGCUGUUCACUUGCUUUUUGUGAUAUUUGUCACUGUGGCGCUUCCUUUCAAAGCUCUCCAAACAUUUCUUUCUCAUUGUUGUGCCGUCUGGGCUGCUGUCUUACUACUGACCAAAAUGAUAUACCAGUUGAAGUUUGUGGACCAGUAUGGUUGGAUGGUUAACUGUUCUGAUAUGAAUUAUGUGGAUCAGAACACCAGUGUUCAUCCUUCUUUGUUGACUGAUAUUAUUGACAACAGAAUGUGGGUUGGUUUCAGAAAAACUGAUGACUUGCUUGUUUAUUGCAAGGGUUAUAUAGGAGUGAUUUUGAUCCUAACUCUCCAAGCUGUUGUAAAGGUUCAUCAGAAGUUGCAUCGUUAUCAUAGAAAUGAGGAAGAACCACUUGAAAAAGUAAUGUUUCCAGGAGUAACUCGUACAAAAGCAGAUGUAGGGCUGCUAGAAUGCUUGAAGUUUCUUUUCAACUAUGCUUUCUACAAGUUUGGGAUUGAGGUCUGUUUUGUGACUACCGUGAUUUGUAUUGGAGUUCGACUAGAUGUGUAUGCUGUAAUAUCAGCACUGUGGCUGUGUGGUCUCUUUCUGCUGAGGAGAAAAGUUAUGAGCCUAGUUUGGCCCUUUUAUGUGUCAUAUCAGUGCAUUGUUUUACCUAUACAGUACUUGAUGUGUGUGGGGAUACCUGCUGGAUUUUGUAUUGAAUAUCCUUGGAGUAUUAGUUCUAUUUUUAACGAGGAAUUACGAGAAUGGCUUUAUCUUCCUGAUUUUCAAGCACCACCUGAUUCAUAUAAAAUACUUGUGGACUUCUUCCAACUUUUGUUUGCUUGCUGUCAGUUACACGUAUUUUCCAUUGAGAACAGCUCAUACGCUGAAGAGAAUGGAGGAAAUAAUUCUGAAAUAUGGCUUUUAAGUGAUCCCAAAGAUCUCGUAAACCCUAUACCAGACUUUGUCACUUAUACAAAAUCAUAUUUGGAUAUGAUCAAGGUGUUGGUAUUCUUCUCCUCUUACUGGAUAACACUUGCAGUGGUUUUUCUCGCCGGGACCAGCAGAGUUAGUUUGUUUGCCAUGGGCUAUGUAAUCGGCUGCUUCUUCUUUCUUUGGAAUGGAAAUGAAUUUUAUUUGAAGCCAUUAAAAACCCUUCUUAGGAUAUGGAAUUGUCUACUAGCCUAUAAUGUUAUUGUAAUUUUGCUCAAAUCCAUCUUGGAGGUCAUUAGUUGUGUGUUUCUCUCCAGUCUCUAUAAGAAUGUAUGUUGGCUAGUCCAGCUUCUUGGAAUUGUUUGUAUAAAGAAAUUGAGUAUUCACUCAAAAUCAGAUACCAGCAACAUAGUACAUCAAGAAGGGUGUACUGCCCCUGUUGAUGAGGCUGGACUAUUAUGGGAUGGGAUAUGCUUUGUAUUCUUGCUUUUACAGAAGCGAUUGUUCUGUAGUUUCUACUUUCAACAUCUAGUGGUGGAGACUGAAGUUCAGAAAUUACUGGCAUCCAGAGGAGCUAUACUCAUCAAUGAAAACAAGAUAGAGGAAGUCCGUAAACAGCAGGUAGCUGAGCGAGAAAUUAUGGAAAAGAUCAAGAAGAAGAUGGACAAGAUUCUGUCUCGAGCAAAUCAACAGAAGGCAAGAGGAGAAUACAAAGAACCAGAAAGUCAUUUUCAAGGUACACCACAGUAA